Molecule: messenger RNA, 1014 nt
Organism: Tetranychus urticae (two-spotted spider mite)
Lineage: Eukaryota; Metazoa; Arthropoda; Arachnida; Trombidiformes; Tetranychidae
Biological process (GO): DNA damage response; peptidyl-glutamate ADP-deribosylation; purine nucleoside metabolic process
Cellular component (GO): nucleoplasm
Molecular function (GO): ADP-ribosylglutamate-[protein] hydrolase activity
Source: RefSeq, a predicted model, not a curated record
AUGAUUUAACAACAAUUAGUUAACAUAAAAAUUGUCUUUAAAAUCCUUUAGCCAAGGAUAUUAAACUUGGUCAGUUGUGGUCAGUUGCCAUGACAGGAUGCCAGUUGCCAUUUAUAACAAUCCAAAUUCUUCUUCUAUUAACAGAAACGCUCUUCGAUCAUUUUUCAGUGACAGUGUUAAUAGUGACAUGGAGUUAAAUGAAGGACAAAGGAAACAUUUAGAAGAUGAAGUUGCCCAGGAAAAGGACAGAUAUCUUCGAAUGGAUGUACAGUCGAAACGAAAAUUUUAUUCAUGUGGCAAUAAAUAUGUAGAUCUUUCCAGUAUCACAUCCUGGACAUUAUAUGCUCUUGCUAACCAUAUUGCUGGGGAAUCGAAUGGUCCAUGGCAAUACAACGAAACUAUCAACAAUAAAGUUUCCUUAUUCAUCGGAGAUAUUACAAAUCUUGAAAUCGACUGUAUUGUUAAUGCUGCCAAUAAAAAGUUAGCUGGUGGAGGUGGUGUUGAUGGGGCUAUCCACAAAGCAGCUGGUAUGGAAUCAUUAAAAAAAGCUUGUAAAUUACUUGGUGGCUGUGAAACUGGUGAUGCUAAAAUCACUGGAGGAUACAAAUUGCCAGCUAGAUAUAUAAUUCAUACUGUUGGACCGGUUGGUGAAAAGCCCGACUUACUGAAGAGUUGUUAUACUAAAUGUUUAGACCUAAUGAAAAGUCACAACUUAAAAAGCAUUGCGUUUCCCUGUAUUUCAACCGGAGUUUACCGCUAUCCAAAUGAGCACGCAGCUCAAGUUGCCUGUAGUUCGGUUAGAGAAUGGCUUGAUCGGGAACCUGAAUAUGUUAAAACAAUAGACCGAGUCAUCUUCUGUCUGUUUAUGGAGGUUGAUAUCAAAGCUUAUAAAAAUACGAUGGCCACUUACUUUCCAACAUGCGAUAAAAUUUCAAAUAACUAAUGAAAACUUGUGUUGCCUAAAUGCCGCUGUUCCUAAAAUAAAUCAAUUGUAAAUCAUCUUUCCUCUCUUGA